CUGCUUGGUGUUCAGCAUGUUCGGCCUCCGCCUCCUCCGCAGGCGCACCGCUAACCACGCCACAGCCGCGUUUCACUCGAAGCCUCCACCGACUAGUGCUGAGAAUGCGUCAUUGCUACGAGACCUGGAGACGGCAAUGAAGACGGACCCAGAGGCGGCGCAGAAGCUGAGCGGCUUGUUGUCACCAGCCACGACGCGGAACUUGUCUCGGGCGCUAAAAUCUGUACGAACGAGCACGCCAGCGAGUGAAACUGCGAAUGCUGCUGCUGUGACGCCCCCGACAACGCAGGAGCUCAAGAUGGUGGCGUUGCAGAUGGGGCUGCCGUUCAUCGGCUUCGGCUUCGUGGACAACUUCAUCAUGAUCAUCGCCGGAGACUACAUUGACCUCACGCUGGGCGUGUCGCUUGGUAUUUCAUCCAUGGCAGCAGCCGGCAUCGGCAACACCAUCUCGGAUAUUGCGGGUCUGGGACUGGGCAACGUGGUCGAAGAUUUCUGCGCGCGAAUUGGACUUCCUGUUCCAGCACUGACCAACGAGCAGAUGCUAUUGAAGAGCACACGACUGGCGAAGGUCACAGGCAGCUCUAUCGGCGUAACUAUCGGCUGUCUGUUGGGCAUGGUUCCACUGCUAUUCCUCGAGACGAGGCCAAAGAAUGACAACCCCGCCCCAUCAAAGCCAACGGCCAUCGCUUCCGACGUAGCGCGUUCUGUGCUGCAAUGGUUCGAGAGCAACUCGCAAUGCCAGAAGAAAGUUCUCCCCUCAGAGUGGACGGUCCUCGCAGGCAUCGUAUUGUGCUCCCCAUCCUCAGAGCCCAACGAUAAACUCCGCGUUCUAGCAGUAGCUACGGGCAACAAAUGCCUCGGUCGACGCGACCUGAACGCCGAUGGCCUCGUAGUCAACGAUUGCCACGCUGAAGUGCUGGCCAGACGAGCGCUCCUCCGCUAUUUGUACGCCGAGGCGCUCUCUUGGCAGGAAAACGGGCUGGAGCUAAGUGAGCAUUCGAUCUUCGAGCGACAUUCAACGUCGCGUCGUCUAGUACUUAAGCCACAGCAUUCGCUGCAUCUCUUCAUCAGCGAAGCGCCCUGUGGCGACGCCGCCAUCUACGAACUGCGUCACGAUGUUGUCGAUGAAUUAGUGCAGCAACGCGAAGCCAAGACUGGACAGGCGGGUCAGAGAGAGCGGAGUGCGUUACGUCUGACAGGAGCCAAAGCGCACAGCAAGCGGCCGAGAGAUGAAGACGCUGAUGACACGCCGCCAGACAAGAAAUUCGCACAAGCAGUUGGCAUUGCGCGUGUGAAGUCUGGACGAUCCGAUCUACCGCUGGAGAAGCAGACGUUGUCCAUGAGUUGCUCUGAUAAACUGGCCAAGUGGAACGCACUAGGACUGCAAGGCUCGCUGCUGUUGCAGUGGUUUGAGCCGAUCUUUUUAAGCUCCUUCAUUUCGUCGACGGGCUUCUGA
Molecule: messenger RNA, 1456 nt
Organism: Phytophthora infestans T30-4
Lineage: Eukaryota; Oomycota; Peronosporomycetes; Peronosporales; Peronosporaceae
Exons: 4
Coding region: 137-1456 (439 amino acids)
Biological process (GO): RNA processing
Cellular component (GO): mitochondrion
Molecular function (GO): RNA binding; adenosine deaminase activity
Source: RefSeq, a predicted model, not a curated record